Messenger RNA from Dromaius novaehollandiae (emu), 4430 nucleotides. RefSeq names its product regulator of hemoglobinization and erythroid cell expansion (gene RHEX). The record is from RefSeq and is a predicted model, not a curated record. NCBI's taxonomy places the organism in Eukaryota, Metazoa, Chordata, Aves, Casuariiformes, Dromaiidae. The transcript has 6 exons. Bases 3666 to 4151 code for a protein of 161 amino acids.
UAUAGCAGCGGGUCCGGCCUCGCCCCGCUGCGCCGGCCCGCGAUAACGCCGCGCUCUGUGUCAACACGGGGCUUUUUCAUCAGGAAUGAAUCACCGGCUGCGUACCGGCCGGGGCGGGCGCGGGCGCCGGUGCCAGGGCCGAGCAGACCUGCCCCGCGGCCCCUGCCCCUGCGAUGGCCGCUGCUUCGGCACCCGGCGGCUCUCGCACCGGCUCGGGGCGAUAACUUCAUCAGCUCGCAGGAUGCAAUUGCACGGACCACUCUCCCUUCUAACAACAUGUCCACGAAAGGGAUUUUGGCGAAGUGCCUCGAGCACGAGCCGGCGUACCGCAGGGCUGGCCGCUCCCACCGGAAUAACCCAUUUCCUGGGAGAAAUCGCCGCUCGGAUCACAGCAAUCUGCAAACGUGCUGAUAGAUUCGGUUUGAAAAUACGGAAAUCAAAGCGGUCAAACCUUUCAUUUAGAAAUCUGCAAAGCUAAGCACACGUCUUUCUGUUUUUAUUCUGUUCCUUAGAAAAUCUCUUUAAAACCCAACCUCUGAAAGUUAAAUGGAAAGUUAUAUUCCAGGUGCAACACUUUUUUUCCCUUGUGGGGGUUUUGGCCGGUGCUCUGCUCUCCCGUGUUUGCUCAGGGAGCGGGGGACGGGCCCGGCUCGCCGCGGGCUCCCGGCUGCCCUGGCGUGCGAAACGCCCGGCGUGGGUGGACGCGGUGCCGCGGGCACUGGCCUGGCGCAGGCUCCCACCCGGCCGCACCACCCACCGCCGGUUUUCCGGCCGGGAUUGGGAUGGCGACAGAGCAAAAUGUGCAGGGUUAUCCAUGCAAAGGGGCCUCUGAGCCCGGGCUGCUAAUAAAACAGCAGAAAUGAUGUGUUGAGCUGCAAUUUAAUGAAAUGCGACUGCUGGCUGCUGCAGCGCCCGGGCUUAUAGGCAACGUAUGGGCUGUCGCAGCCCUGUGUCGCUUGCAAGCGGUGUCGGGCAGCGCGUUUCGGUCCAUGCACCUUUAUGCACUUGUCCUCAGACACCCUGGAAAGGGGCUGUGCACGUCGUGGGAGACGUGUGCCUGUGCUCACCUCGGGCCUCGGCGCCUUACUCAUUUGCAGAAAACUGUUUACAGGCUAAAAAUAUGUAAUCUCUCUUCUUUUUUUUGCAUUUCCUUUAGUUCAGCCACUUCCACUAUUAGCCAGGCCUGAUUCAGAUCGCACCCGGGUAGCAUUUACAGAAAAAAAUCUUUUUUUUUUCCUCUGCUUAUCAGCCGUAUCUUUUAUCUGUUAAUCUGUUUGCGUAUCGCCGAGCGUUUCGGAGGGAGCUCUCUGAUGGCAGAUAGGCGCUUAAAAAAGAAAAUAAGUUAAAAAUGACUGGCACCGGCGUCUCCGGUAACAGCAGGCUGCUGCUUUGAUAUUUAUUUAUAUGUUUGCUCAUCGACGCAUUUAUUUAGGCACCAGGCAGACGGUGCCGGCUGGGACCAGGGGCUGGCGGGGGGCUCAGGGUGGGCAAAUCCCGGCUGUCCGGGAGGCUUCGGGAGGCUGCGGACGGGCGGGAGCCGCGGAAACGGGCAAGAUCGCGUGAGCUGCCUGGGAGCGGCACGAGGACGGCGGGACGGACGUUGCAGUUUGCAGGUACGCUCGGCACCCGGCCCGGCACCCGGCGUCUUCCGCCUCGGAAAAGCGGCUUGAAAAGCUGAACUUGGGGUCCACGCUUUUGACUUAAAACAAACCCUCUCCUGCGCCCAUGCAAAAUGAGCUAUUCUGUUCCGAAUUGACGUUUUAGGACAAAAAAAAUAGGAUGCUGAGACUUUAUUACCCUAAUUAGUUGAAUUUUUUUUUACCCUAUUUGGCUGGGUUUUUUUAACCCUAUUUAGCUGUUUUUUGCCCGAUUUGGCCAUCGAGCGGCACACGCUCCUCGCCGUGCUCUGGGCCCGCCGGUCGGCAGCAAAACCGCGAGGAUGCCGGAGCCUGCGAGAAAAACCCAUCUUUCUCCUGCCGAAUCGUCCGACGCCGCAGCCGCGCUGGACCUGUGCACCGGAGGCUGCUGCCGCGCGGGAGAGAAACCCCGGACACGUUCAGACGACGCAGCGGAAAGGCGGGAGCGUCACGGGGGGGGCGGCGGGGCUCAGCAGCGCUCAGUGCCGGGGAGCCCGCGGGAGAGCGGGGAGCAGCACCGCGGCCGCCAGCUCACCUCAGAUAGCUAUCUGCUGCAGCAGCAUCUCCCGCACCGCGGUAGGAAAUGAGCCAGUUGAGGAUGACAGCCAGCUAAGACGGAUAUUCGGGGACAUAUCAGUGCGAUAAGGGAGGGGGAAAACUCCAGCAAGAAAUGGACGUUUAGCUUGGCAGUUGCCAAACUGUCUGGGUAAGUGGAAUUUCACAGGAGACUGGUGAGAUUAUCUGGAAAGCUUUUGAUGAAAUGCUCUUAGCAAUCUGUCACGGAGGAGAAUGUAUAACCUGAUCCAUAGGAUGGAUAACGUCUUUGCUCUUAUUAUCUGUCUAUCUAGCAUACUAUUGAGGCUACUUUAAUCAGGAUAUCAAAGCUCUGGUUAAAAACACCUCCCUGUGGCAGCCAUUUAUGAGCAGUAAGAGCGUACAGGCAUCGAGCUACAAUAGAAAGUGCUUUUUUGCAGUUAAAGCUCGCAAAAUGAACACGACCUGAUUGCUGUCCCUUAUUAUAAAGUUGCCUUCUCUUGACUAUUAUGGCCAAAAGCUCCAAGCCAAGGGUUCCCGUUCACGCACAUGUGUUUUUUGAUCAUGUGCCUUAAGGCCCAUUGACUUCCACAGGAUUUAAGUAUGUCGUUCAAAUUAAAUGCGAGAGGGUUCAAAUGCAGUUAAAUCUUCCCAGCUCCUUAAUUUGCAGUGGGAUUUGGGAAACCAGCUUGCUUAGUCACUGAAAAAUCCUGUCCGAAGUGUUGGGAUGAGUCUGGCACGUCCGAACCGUGACCGAUGCGGGAGCCCUGCUCCAAGCUCGCUGCCCGCUUUGGGUUACUUGGUUCUGGGGAGUUUAUUAUUAUAGUCACCAAAUAUUUUUUAUGCAUUACGAAAAAAGAAAGUUAGAGAGAACGAAAGCAUGAAGAACAAACUUCAGCCUGUUUUCCGGUGCCGCGGUGGAGCUCGCGAGCUGCAGCCACGCGUCAGGCCAAAGUAAACGGCCGGGAGGGAGUUUGUUGCUGGAUGUAAGGGACACAUAGGAGGAGGGAUCACAACUGUAGUAAUAGCUUAGCACAGAGCCUAGGAAAGCCUUGAUAUAUUUAUUUUCUGCAAGUGCUGUCUGCAGUGGUAGACCGUGCUUUCACAUGCUGAGUCUCAUCUUUAGUUGAUGUGCAAUGGCGUUUAACUUGAUGGAAAAGUUUUGACCGCCGCCACGCUGAUGGUUUCGCACCCAAAGCUUUUCUCCCCGGUCGCCCGCUGCUCCGGAGCCCCUCGCCGGGGCGGGUCUGGCUCUUUCCCCGCGGUAUCGCUCGGCUGGGUCUGUCCCUGCGCUGAAAUACCCCCCAGCCCCGCAGCGAGAAAGGUAAGGCGAUAAAUCCUGCUGGUUUGCUGCAGCUGCACCUCCGGCUCGUCGCCCGCGGGCUGGUCGGGGGGUGAGGAUGCCCCCGGCCUGGCAGCAAACCUAGCGGGUGCCGCGGGCUCAGGCGCGUGUCUCCCCGCAGGACGCUCCGCGGCACCCACGGCCCCGGCAGGAUGGACUGCUCCCCGUGGUGGGUGCUUGUCGCCAUCUCCGCCAUGACCUUGAUCUUCCACGCGCUCUUCUUGGUGAUACUGUACAUGAUACUCAGCAGGAAAAUAGAGCAUCUCUGCGGCGGCAGCAAGGCUGGUGACCAGCCGGCAGUGGAGCCCGAGCGGCCCCCGGCCCCGGCCCCGGCCCCGGCGGGGAACACGGCGCUGCAGGCAGCCUACGCCGGGAGCAGCGACACCUCUUCGGAGACCUCCGACGACUCGGACAGCAGCCCGUCGGGCCGGCAGGUGCCGCGCGCGGAGGAGAGCCUCAACUACACCUCGCUGCGCUUCACCGCCAAGGGCCGGCCGCCGGCCGCCGCCGACUACGAGAACAUGAAGGUGGGAGCGGACUACAUCAACAUGGACCCCAAGAAGAGGAAAGCCGACUUCUGGGCUUGCUCCAGCCCCGUGGCGGCCAAGUCCAUAGAGUACACGGAGGUGAAGCUGUGACCGCCCGGGGGGGGGGCUCCCCCGGCCGGGACCCUCCGGCACCGGCCUCACGGAGGGGGUUUCUGCUCCUCUGCUCAAUGAGUGACUUCUGCUGGAUUUUAUUCCCGGCAAUCCCUAACCCCCCCAUCCUGGGGAUCCUACGGGAAGGUGCCACCGCUCCUGAAGAGCCCAAGCGCGGGAGCCGCAGCUCAACAUACCCGAACCAGGCUGGCAUCUCCUCUACACCUUUUUUUUUAAUUUACUUUGCUGACAGUUGCCAUAAAAAUCCUUUCAAAUACA